Molecule: messenger RNA, 1863 nt
Organism: Neolamprologus brichardi
Lineage: Eukaryota; Metazoa; Chordata; Actinopteri; Cichliformes; Cichlidae
Gene: p2ry10
Product: P2Y receptor family member 10
Biological process (GO): phospholipase C-activating G protein-coupled receptor signaling pathway; positive regulation of Rho protein signal transduction
Cellular component (GO): plasma membrane
Molecular function (GO): G protein-coupled receptor activity
Source: RefSeq, a predicted model, not a curated record
CAAACUGCAGAAACACACUCAAACGCAAUAGGGCAGAGCUUCCCCUUCCCUUCAAAACUGGCAGCUAGUUGAGUCAGAGAACAAGUGACACCAGAUCCCGCCACCUCCAGCAAACACUCUCAUAUCACAUCACCAUCAGCUUCAUGCUGUCUUCACCUGCAGUGCGCUGGCAGAUUCUUCUUUCGGCACCUGUUGACUCCUUUUUCUGCUGCACAGCGGGAGGACUUUGUAGAAAGUGUGCGCGAUGCUCCACGCGGUCGCUCCUGGCUCUGACCUCUACCUUCUGCCUAUGCGGGUGAUUUAGAGGCACAAGAAACGAGCUGUCAAAGGUACUUCAGCAAAAAAAAUUAUGAUCAAAGGAAAGGCACGCUUGGUUAUAUCAUCGGUGUCACUGUGAGGGGAAAAGAAAAAUGGUCACCAAUAUGACUGAAUGCAAGUACAAUGAAACGGUCUGGAAUCAGAAAAUGGACGUGAUGUACACCUACUUCUACCUGAUUCUCUUCAUACCCGGGUUGCUGCUCAACACCACUGCACUCUGGGUCCUCCUCAGAUACAUCAGCAAGAAGACCAAGGCGGUGAUCUUCAUGAUAAACCUGGCGAUCGCAGACCUGGCCCACAUCCUCUCUCUGCCCCUCAGGAUCUAUUAUUAUUUCACGCACACCUGGCCCUUUGGACGCGGCCUCUGCUUGUUCUGCUUCUACCUGAAAUAUCUCAACAUGUACGCCGCUAUAGUGUUCCUGGUGUGCAUCAGCAUGCAGAGGUGUCUGUUCCUGCGGAAGCCGUUCACGGCUCGACGGUGGCGGCGUCGCUAUGACCUGCUGAUCAGCUUUGUCGUGUGGGUUGUGGUUGGUCUGGGCUGCUCUCCCUUUAUCCUGAUGCGGAGUAGCAACAACAGCACCCAUGCCCAGUUUCCCUUAGGUGUCACCAAACAGAGUUUAGACUCCAACGCCACUUCGGCGGGCUGUUUUAAAGACUUGCCCAUGCGCCAACCUCCUCUCUCGGUGACGAUCACCAUGCUGGUCUUUCUUGAGGCGUGUGGUUUCCUAAUCCCUCUAGCAUGCAUGUCAUACAGCACUGUCCGCAUCUUCUGGUCACUCAAGGAGAAGCAGAUCCAGGAUCAGCACAACUCCUUCAACUCCUCAGCACGCAGCCGCCUCCACUCAGUCACCUCCAACUGCCAGGCGGAGAAACCGAAUGAAAAGCAGACAAAUGGCGAGAAGCGGCGUGCUCUGCGGAUGGUGGUGGGCUGCUUCAUUCUCUUUUUGUUCUGCUUCGCUCCGUACCACCUCAACUUCGCGCUCUACCUGAUGGUGAAGCAGAGUAUCGUGUCCAGCUGCACUGUCAGCAGGGUGGUGCUCCAGUUUCACCCAGUGUCUCUGUGCAUGGCGGGCCUGAGCUGCUGCUUCAACCCCAUCCUUUAUUACUUUCUUACAGCUGAGUUUAGGAUGCACCUCAAAAGGCGCACCUCCUCCUUCUCGUCCUCCAUCUCUUCCCCGACCACUUCACCGACCCAGUGUCCUUUGCAGAGCAGACUCAUGAGCACCUCCUCAUACAGGGAGUAGCAUUGCUCAAAGGAAAAGUCCAUGAAGGAUUCUGUUGAACUUUAAAGCCGACUGACACCGGGUCCAAGCUGGAUAUGAUCAUCUGACAUGUUGCAGCUGUCUGAACACAAACAACCCAAAAGACAUUGACCUGAGUUGUGUGAAGCCCGCCUCCUCUAAAGCAAGCAGAAAACACCUUCCAACAUGCAGACAGUAUUGUAAACGCUGCCCAAUGUUUCAGUUUGUGUGUAUAAAACUUGAUAUAAGCUAUGUAAUAAAAGCUGUAUGCGAAAUGCACUCCCAUUAAAAGCUUUAAGUCUCA